Messenger RNA from Pogonomyrmex barbatus (red harvester ant), 3226 nucleotides. RefSeq names its product solute carrier family 12 member 8. NCBI's taxonomy places the organism in Eukaryota, Metazoa, Arthropoda, Insecta, Hymenoptera, Formicidae. Gene Ontology annotation, molecular function: potassium:chloride symporter activity. Gene Ontology annotation, biological process: chloride ion homeostasis; potassium ion import across plasma membrane; potassium ion homeostasis. The record is from RefSeq and is a predicted model, not a curated record. Gene Ontology annotation, cellular component: membrane.
CAAAAUUUGACUAGGUAUUCGGUUCUUUAAUAUACUUCGUCGGUGAUGUAGAUUAACGAUUAGCGUCAGAAGAAUCAAAAUGGUGGCUUCUUUCGCCCUAUCAUAACGUCACUAGGGAGCGAUAAAUAUCACGAAAAAAUGCGGACUCAGCGCUUUGAUAAAGCGAAGAAAUAACUGUUACAUGAGGAAUAUUCGUCGCGCUUGUAAUGCGGGAUUUAUAUCUUAUUUUUUCAUGAAUUUCGCGUUCUAACCUAUAACCAUAAUCGUCGCGUGAUGAAAAUAUUAUAAAGAAAAUUUCAGAUUGCAAAUUACGACGGGCACAGCAUUAUUACUUUAUGGAUACAAAGGACCUUUUUUCAUGCAAAGAGGAAUCUUCACGUGAAUGAGGGUGAUAUCAACGAAAAGAAAACUGAUAUUCUUUGUACGGUUUCUAUAUACCGUUACACAAAGGAAGCAUGGGAUCGAACGAAGAAAAUAGACUUCCAAAUGGUGACGUCCGGGUGCACAGAGACGUCGAUUGGACUAGAUAUGGUUUGCGCGAUCCGGAGGCACAGGAUAACGCGAAAAGGGAUAACGAAGGUGGUAAUAAUGCCCUUGAUCCCGAGAUGUAUCCAGCUGGUGCAAACGAACUGUUCGCACAGGAAUACAGCUCAGAUCCUUGGUGGAAAUCUAACUUCUUCAUCUCCCAGCCUGUGUUAUUUGGCACUUGGGAUGGAGUUUUUACAUCUUGCCUUAUUAACAUAUUUGGAGUGAUAGUAUUUCUGAGAUCGGGUUGGAUAGUUGGUCAAGCUGGUGUUUUAAAUGCAGUACUGAUUAUAUUUUGUACAGUAUGUAUCGCAUUGGUAACAGUACUCUCAGCUGUUGGCAUAUGUGAACGAUGUAGAGUUGAAAGUGGUGGAGUUUAUUUUUUGUUGUCACAUGUGCUGGGUUCUAGAUUUGGUGGCUCCAUCGGAUUGCUCUAUUGCUUUGGGCAGGCGGUGGGUUGUGCUCUAAACGUUUUAGGUUUUGGGGAAUCGAUGGCUGGUCUUGUAAGUUUAGAUUCGGCAUGGGCACAACGUGGUUUUGCAUGUGCAGCCGUUGUGCUAUUGUCUGUAAUUAAUGUGGCUGGUGUUAAAUGGGUUGUAAAGUUGCAAUUUGUUCUUCUUCUGAUCCUACUCCUCGCUGGAGUUGACUUCAUGGUUGGAAGUUUCACUCACACCAAUAUUGAUUCCGGUUUUGAAGGUUGGUUAUCAGGAAAUUUAAGAAAUAACACUUUCCCUGAUUAUCAAGAUGGAUACAACUGGUUUACCGUGUUCGGUGUGUUCUUUCCAACUGUCACUGGGGUCUUAGCUGGAAUUAAUAUGAGUGGAGAUUUAAGACAUCCAUCUAGUGAUAUUCCUAAUGGUACUUUAGCAGCAUUAGGAACUGGAACGUUUUUGUACCUGUGUUUCUCGUUGACUCUUGCGGCAACCUGCGUCAGAAACUCUUUACUUACUAAUUUUACGAUAGCAUCAACAGUAUCAGCGAUCUCAGUAUUACUACUCGCUGGUCUCUAUGUAUCAUCGUUUAGCAGCUGUUUGGGUGCCAUGUAUGGUACACCUCGCGUUCUGCAAUCCAUCGCCAGCCAAAAUGUUAUACCAGGAAUGAGUUGCUUGCAAAGAGGGAGAGGACCAAAUAAAGUACCUAUAUAUGCUAUGCUGGUUGUCGCUGUGGUAACAUUGACUUUUAUCAUUACCGGACAGAUUAAUACACUCGCUCCCAUAGUGACGAUGCCAUUCCUGUUAACAUAUGCCUGCUUAGAUUACGCGUACUUCGCCCUCGCGCAAACGUUUGAUCUUCGACAUACGCGCGAGCAACGAUUUUGCACACAAUCGCCAACAUUCGAUCGCAAUUACGGUUCUGCAAGUAGGAACAAUUCGAUAACUGACACGGAUAAUGACUUGGAUAAUUUGUUUCCUGAGAGAAUAAGGCAUAAAAAUGUUAUGAGAAACAAUAGUAUUUCUGAUAAUAACGUGUAUGUGGAUUCGUCGCCGAGCAUUGAGGACAAUGCUAGUGUUUCCAGCACACCAGAACGAAAAGUUCAUAUACACAAUAAAUUAGGAAAUUGGUAUAGUCCUUUAUGCAACAGAUGGUUUUCGCUAUUGGGCUGUCUUGUAAAAUUAUUAAUAAUGUUUCUCGUACAUUGGGGAUAUGCGAUUGCUAAUAUUGUCGUCGUAUUUCUCGUCUGGAGUUACGUUGGUCAUGCUAAUCCUGCCGUGAAACCUGGAGUUUCGGCAGAAUUCCAACUCUUUAAAUGGUUUCGAAUUGCAUUACUUCGAAUUAUGGGGAGAAAAGUUUACGAUUACGAACAGAUUGUAGUGACUCCGAUGCAUCCAGGCGUUGAAACAUGUUCGGCUCAAUUGAAUGAGGAGAAUGAAGAUUUUUCAGGAAGAAGAAGAUAUCAUCAAACCGCUACAGUUACAGGUCAAUAUGUCAAUGUCGACUAAAUUAUGUGAUCUUUUUAAUAUUAUGUAUUAUACGAGUUUUCGGUAGUGAACGCGCAUCUUUCAGACUAUAUUUUAGUGGCGAAAACAGAUUACAAAUGCAUAUAUAUUAACGUCUAAUAUUUAAUACGAUACUUCAAGACCUGACAAAGAGCAGCUUGCAACAAUUUUAAUUUAGGCAAAUAUUAUUUUUACUUUAUUUUAUAAUGUUGUCUAUCGCACAAACAGCUAGUCUAACCGAAUUUAUUUAAUACACGUAUUUAAAAUGAAGUGCAGCAUAAAUGCGGCGUUAAAAGCAUUUUAACAAUCAAUAAGACAGUGGGCUAUAUGCAAAGUUGAUUGUAUGAAACGUACAAAGAACUGAUGUAACAGUAGUGUUAGGUUUUUAUAUUUACUUAUUGUAAUUGUCGUACAGUCGGGAUAGUCUAUUACUGAAGGUAAUAAUUUAUCCUUAGUGUCAUUCAACUUGAUAAACAUACGAAAGAAAAUAUUCAUUUCGUCUGAUAUCAAAGUUAAUAAGAUACCUGAUAGAAUUCAUCAUCUUUGAUACCAUUUUUUUAUAAUAUCGAAUUUUUCAAAUUUAUUGAUGAUUGAUUGAAGUAAUAAUAAUGGCAAGUACGGCAAUUGCAUCGUGCAUGAAAAUACUCUGUAAAUACCUGAUAAUAUAUUUAUACACUAUUUAACACUUUUAUAAUUCUCGUACAAAUGCACGAACAAAUUUGUAACUGCAAAAAGAAAUUAUAUAUCUAUAUUUAUGUGUGAAA